GCUCGGGGACCAGUUCUACAAGGAAGCCAUUGAGCACUGCCGGAGUUACAACUCGCGGCUGUGCGCGGAGCGCAGCGUGCGCCUCCCGUUUCUGGACUCGCAGACCGGCGUGGCCCAGAACAACUGCUACAUCUGGAUGGAGAAGCGGCACCGCGGCCCAGGUCUGGCUCCAGGCCAGCUGUACACAUACCCUGCCCGCUGUUGGCGCAAGAAGAGACGAUUGCACCCGCCCGAGGAUCCGAAGCUGCAGCUGCUGGAGAUCAAACCUGAAGUGGAACUGCCCCUGAAGAAAGACGGGUUCACCUCAGAGAGCACCACGCUGGAAGCCUUGCUUCGUGGUGAGGGGGUAGAGAAGAAGGUGGACGCCAGAGAGGAGGAGAGCAUCCAGGAGACACAGAGGGUUUUGGAAAAUGAUGAGAAUGUAGAAGAAGUGAAUGAAGAAGAGGAUUUAGAAGAGGAUAUUCCCAAGCGAAAGAACAGGACUAGAGGACGGGCUCGUGGUUCUGCAGGAGGCAGGAGGAGGCACGACGCCGCCUCUCAGGAAGACCAUGACAAACCCUACGUCUGUGACAUCUGCGGCAAGCGCUACAAGAACCGGCCAGGACUCAGUUAUCAUUAUGCUCACACCCACCUAGCCAGCGAGGAGGGGGAUGAAGCCCAAGACCAGGAGACCCGGUCCCCACCUAACCACAGAAACGAGAAUCACAGACCCCAGAAAGGACCAGAUGGGACAGUCAUUCCCAAUAACUACUGUGACUUCUGCUUGGGAGGCUCUAACAUGAACAAGAAGAGUGGGCGGCCUGAAGAGCUGGUGUCCUGUGCAGACUGUGGACGCUCUGCUCAUUUGGGAGGAGAAGGCAGGAAGGAGAAGGAGGCAGCAGCCGCAGCACGCACCACGGAGGACUUAUUCGGUUCCACGUCAGAAAGUGACACCUCAACUUUCCACGGCUUUGAUGAGGACGAUUUGGAAGAGCCUCGCUCCUGUCGAGGACGCCGCAGUGGCCGGGGCUCACCCACAGCAGAUAAAAAGGGCAGUUGCUAAGCCCACGGGACAGAUUGUUUGGCCAAUUAGCCACCCCCUCUGACUCUGGUCAUUGCUCUGUUUCUGAU
Castor canadensis (American beaver) is the source of this 1110-nucleotide messenger RNA. The record is from RefSeq and is a predicted model, not a curated record. NCBI's taxonomy places the organism in Eukaryota, Metazoa, Chordata, Mammalia, Rodentia, Castoridae.